Homo sapiens (human) is the source of this 1490-nucleotide messenger RNA. RefSeq names its product methyl-CpG-binding domain protein 6-like. Lineage: Eukaryota; Metazoa; Chordata; Mammalia; Primates; Hominidae. The transcript has a single exon. The record is from RefSeq and is a predicted model, not a curated record. The annotation marks the transcript as partial.
CUUGGUGUUGCCCUCCCAUCUCUAUGGCCUGGCUCUGGCCGUGCCUUGCACAGAUCAUGCUCUGCCCUGCGUGUCCCAGCCUGGGCCCAGCCCUCGUCCUACCACAUUCCUGACCCCAGCCAUACCCUUGUUCUGGCCGUGACCCUGCCGUGGCCCUCUCCUGGCCCUUCCUUGGUCCUGCCCUGCCCUUCCAUGCCCUGGCCUUGCCCUCACCCUGCAUUGGCCCUGCACUGGUCCUGCCCUGCCCUGGCACUGCCUUGGCCCCGGCCCUGCCUUCUCCCUGGUCUUGCCUUUGCCCUGCCCUGGCCUGACCCCAGGCCUACUGAGUCCAUGAAAUGGCCCUGGACCUGCCUUGCCAUCGUCUGUCCUGGCCCUGUAUUGUCCCCACCAUGCUCUGGUCCAGCGCUUGCCCUGGCCCUGUUGCUAGUCCUGCCACUGUUAUGGCCCUGCCCUGUUUUUGGCCAUGCCCUGUGCUACCCUAGCCCUGCCCUGCCUUGGCCUUGGCCCUACCAUGGCCUUCUCCUACCCUGGCCUGGCCCUACACUGGCCUUUUCUACUCUGGCCUUGCCCUUCCCUGGUCUUGCCUUGCCCUGGCCUUGCCCUGCCCUGGCCUUGGCUUUGCCUUAUCCUGGUCCUGGUUCUGCCCUGACCCUGGCCUUGCUCUGGAUCCUCUCUGGUUCUGCUUUCUCCCUGGCCCUGCCCUUGCUCUGGCCCUGUCCCUGGCCCAGCCUUGACCCUGACCCUGGCCCUGACAAUCCCCAGGUCUGACACUGGCCAUGCUUGGCCCUGGCCCCUCCUUUUGGCCCUGCCCUGGCCCUGCCUUGGCCCUGUGCUAUCUUAGUCCUGCCCUGGCCCUGAACUCACCCUGGCCCUACCCUCACCCUACACUGGCCCCGCCCUACCCUGACCUUGCCCUGCCCUGGCCCUGCCUUUGGCCUGCUCUGGCUCUGGUUCUGCCCUGGCCUUGCCCUUGCCCUGGACCCUCCCUGGCCAUGUUUUUUCCAUGGUCCUUCUCUGGCCUUGCCCUUGCCCUGUCCCCUUUCUGGUCCUGCCAUAUUUCUGGCCCUGUCCUGUCCAUGUCCUGGACCUGACUCUGGCCCUGGACCUCCCUGUCCCUGCCCUGCCAUACCCUGGCCCGUUCCUUGCUCUACACUGACCCUGCCCUGCCUUGGCCCUGCGCUACCCUAGCCCUGCCCUGGCCUUCUGCUGACCCUGAUCCUGCCAUGGCCCUGGCCCUGCCAUGUCCCUGCCCUGGCCCUGGUUCUGCCCUGCUUCUGGCCCUGGCCUUGGUCCUCUCAUGUCCCUGGCCGUGACCCUGCCCCUGGAUUUUCUCUGGCCAUGACCCUGCCCCUGUUCUGUCCUAUCCCUGGCCCUGUCUCAGUUCUGUCCUAGCCCUGGCCUUUCACAGUACUUUAUGCUUAGUAAGGACUCCAUGGUGUCUGUGAGUUGAAUGUAGUGUUCAUAGUAUCUGCCAAAACAGAAAGAAAAAA